AUGUCCAAUAAUUACAGGAAUAAUACUAGCAAGGACAUAGGAUCCACUGGGCAAGCUACAGGUGGUGGUACAUCGAAGAAUCUUUUUUUAAAUAAGGCUGCUCCGGCAAAAAUUGAUGUAUCUACAAAUAAUGAUAUAUCACCCACUAUAUCUUCAACUAAUGAGAUGGAAAUUGGCCCUGAUAGAGACGCCAUCACUGCUGGAACUGAUAAGCGUCUGAAACAUGACGUGUUGGGUAAGGUAUCUGGUCUCUUAUUCAAAUCUUUAUCAAGGUCCCGCGGAAAUUCGCUCACCUCUUUGGGAAGACCUUCAGGCGAAGAUGGAAUUGAACCUAAAGUGAACCAUGGGGCAUUUUAUGAAUCAGCAUAUAAAUCAGAGCCCGUGCUAUCUGUAAAGGAAACUAAUAGAGUCUUUUUAGAAUAUGACCCAAUAAGUAAGCGCAAAGUGCUUAAUACUUAUGAAAUUUUAAGGGAAAUUGGAAGAGGAGAACAUGGAAAAGUUAAACUAGCAAGAGAUCUUGAAAGCAAUGAGCUUGUUGCAAUCAAGAUCGUUGAUAGAAAAUCAAAGAAAGACAGGCAUUCUCUCCGUCGCCGAUUAUCUACCACUCAACAACAGUUCGGAGAUUAUGAUCUGAAAAUUAAAAGGGAGAUCGCAAUAAUGAAAAAGCUACAUCAUAAGAAUGUAGUAAAACUAAAGGAAGUCCUCGAUGAUAUCAAUUCUCAUAAGAUUUACUUGGUUUUGGAAUACUUAGAGAAAGGUGAAAUCAAGUGGAAAAGACCGAAAUACGAAAAGACUAAUAUUGAUGAAUGUAACGAAGGAGAAAUUCCUUGCUGUGGACAACGGAGAAGAAACUCAUCAAUCCAACAAGAAGAAAUGGACCUUUUGUCGAAUGAGUUUUUACCUAAUUUAACAUUCAAACAGGCCAGAAAAAUAUUCCGAGAUGUCCUUCUGGGUCUUGAAUAUUUACAUCAUCAAGGAAUUGUUCAUAGGGAUAUUAAGCCUGCGAACUUACUCGUUAGUUCCGAUAACAUCGUUAAAAUCAGCGAUUUCGGCGUCUCUUUUGCUUCGUCAUUUAACAAUGCUCAUAAUGAAGGUGUUAGUAGUGACCUUGAAUUGGCGAAAACUGCAGGUACUCCUGCAUUUUUUGCUCCGGAACUAUGUCAAACUAAUUUCUCCUCAGGCAAUGGUUCUGCAUCAGAAUCAGCUUCUUCAUUAGAGAUAUUGAAGAACGAGGGCCUAAGUCUUACAAAGAUACUUCCCAGGAUUGAUCACAAGAUUGAUAUAUGGGCCUUGGGUGUUACCCUCUAUGCUAUUUUAUUUGGAAGGGUACCAUUUAAUGCAGAUUCAGAAUUCGAAUUGUUCCAAGUUAUAGUCAACCAGCCAUUGGAAUUUCCAAAAGACAGGUUUUCAUUUAAUUCUCCUACAGAUGUGUCGGAAGAAGAAUUUGAAUUAGCUAAGGACUUGCUUAGCAAGCUAUUGGAGAAGGACAGCUCCAAGAGAAUUGAUAUCAAAGAUAUCAAGAAACAUCCUUUUGUUUUAAUGGACUUACAGGAAGACGACAAUCUUAUCCAAGAUCUGUUACUCCUGAAUGAAAAUAAUGAAGGUGGUUCGAUGACAUAUACUGAUGACAUGUCUACUUUGGAUGUUUCGAAGGAGGAAGAAAAUGAAGCUGUGGUGGGAAUCGGCAGUAAAAUGAGAAAAAAUAUUGCAAGAGGAAUGAUGGAGGGUGAUAAUAAAUAUAAGCGCUUUAAUACGGGCAAAAAUCUUGAAGUACUAAGCUCAGGUGCUGAUUCUUCUUCAGGAAAUUCAUAUCAGAAUUCUUUUCUGGACGGAACUUCAGAAAACCAUUCUGUCAUUUUAUCAGAAGCUCUACAGAUAUCUACACCUCCUCAGACAUCAUCAUCGAUAUUCAACAGACCACCGAUGAAUCACUUAGACCCAUUCAGCACUGCACCUCAUACCUCCUCAAAUUUAUCCAACCAUCUAACGAACGCGAAUAGGACAGGAUCUUAUUCAACACCUGGAGCUCCUGGUAGGCAUUCUAAUGCUUUUUAUUAUGAUAUGUUCGAGCCUCAAACAUCUUCACCAAGCCGAAAGGGAAGUGCUUCAGGUCCCGUUGAAGCUCCUCAGAUUGAAACAAAAAGAAAUGUUGGCGGAGACUUAUAUCUAAAGAAUCAGUCAAUUGUUGACACUUUUAAGGGUAUUCAAGAACAGGAUGACAAAAGAAGAAGAUCUAGUGGCGUUUCAAUAACGUCACAUAUGGCAAAUGCAGUAGAAUCACCUCGACCGCACCACCCUAUUGCUGCACCCGUUCCACUCAAUGGCAAUAAGGAUACAUCAAUGCAUUUAAAAAGUUCUCCUCUAGAUAUUCCGGAGGGGAAAAGGCCCUCUUCGGUCAUAUCGUUGCCAAUAAAUGAGAGUUUCGCGUCUUUAGACAGUUUUAGUGAUGAAUACUUAACUUUCAAGUAUCGAAAAUUUAAAAACCUGCAAGGUACUACGGAGGGGCAGGAGGACACGUAUAAGAAUGGAGUGAAAUCUUCUUCUGCAAUCGAGAAUAUAAACGAAAAAUUCAGUAAAUUUGACUUGAAUAAUCUGAUGAAUAAAAAAGGUUCCAAUGCUAAACUGAAAAUAUCUCGUUCAAAUGAACAUGAGGGUAUUGAACCUAAAGCAGGUUCAAUUGAAGAUGACAGAUCAUCAUAUUCUUCUUGGUCAUCUUCUUCAUCGUCUUCAGAUGGCAGCGAAGAUGAAAGUGAUGAUGAAGAGGGAAAUUUAACAUUGGCAUUUUCUUCUAAGAUUGCUCCUCCAUCUCGCCCUCAUUUUCUUUCAAUGGGAAGCAGAGCCAAAUCCCAUGAUUCUCAUUUACCUCUUCGAAGAAAUAGUACUUCACAUUCAUAUCCAGUCAUUUUUCAAAAUGAUGCACCAGAAUUUGAAGACAUUCCUGAAAGUCUUAUACCAAGCGUUUCUAGUACGAGCUCUGCUUCCCUAAAAGUUAAUCCUGCUGCUGCGGCAACGCAUGGAAGGGGCUCCGUAAAGACCAAAUCUGGUCAUUCUGAAAGGAACACUAACUUUUCAAAUAGUGGCGCCACUAGAAAUGAGAAAAAUUUAAAGACAACUUUUACAUUUAAUGAAGAAAAUACUUCUGGGAAAGCUUUAUAUGGUAAGCUGGCUAAAAAAAAAUCAGCUUUGCUGCAGGUUUUAGGUCAUUCACCUGGUCAGAGUUUACGCGAUCGAUUUAAUAAUCAUUAUAUGAAAGAUCCGAUUAGCAGUCCUUUCCCUAAAUCUAUUCAUUUGGAUAACGAUAAAGAAAGCACAUCCAAGGCAACAAGCAAGGAUGAUAUACGUCUUGGACGAAAUCAUUUCAGAUCAAAUUCUGUAGCUAUAGGAGUUUUGCAGUACUCAAAACUCGAUGAUGAUGAUGAACAUAUAUCUUAA
Messenger RNA from Priceomyces carsonii, 3432 nucleotides. RefSeq names its product serine/threonine protein kinase. Gene Ontology annotation, biological process: signal transduction; protein phosphorylation. Lineage: Eukaryota; Fungi; Ascomycota; Pichiomycetes; Serinales; Debaryomycetaceae. The coding region runs from base 1 to 3432 and encodes 1143 amino acids. Gene Ontology annotation, molecular function: protein serine/threonine kinase activity; ATP binding. The transcript has a single exon. The record is from RefSeq and is a predicted model, not a curated record.